AUGAGUGAAGCCAAAACAACAGAAAUACAUCUGGAAGAUGAAAGCAUGAACAAUCCGCAACAUGACGAGAACACAAACGAACAACCAUCAAAAUCAUCAUCAAGCUCUUCUUCCAGAAGAGAAAAGACGAGCAGAACUCUUUUCGUGGGAAAUAUUCCUGCUGAAACAUCUGAAGAUGAAGUCCGUAAAGUCUUUGAGGAAUACGGUAACAUCAUCAGAGUUGCUAUGGGAGCUAUGGAUAUGAAGAAGAAACAAAACGGGUAUGCCUAUUGUUUUGUUGAAUUUGAAAUUCUUCGAGAUGCCGAAAUUGCCUAUGAUAAACUCCAAGGAGCAAAAAUUGGUGAUAGAAACAUCAAACUAGAUUAUGACUUUGGACCAAGAGGACAACGAAAGAGUUCUUAUAGAAGAAGAUCCCCAAGAAGAUAUGAAAGAAGAUCUCCUAGAUACUCUAGAUACGAUGACCGAAGGGAUGAUAGAUAUGACCGUAGAGAUGAUAGAAGAGAUGAUCGAAGAUCAUAUGAUGACUAUUCCGACAGAGAAGAUAGAAGAUACGAUGAUGAUUAUGACAGAGAUGAUAGAAGAGAUCGUAGAGAUGACAGACGAGACAAUGGACGUGAUAGAAGACCAAGACAUUCUUCUAGAAGAUAUGAACCUUACGGUAGAAACUCAAAUUCUCCUAGAAGAUAA
This is a messenger RNA of Naegleria lovaniensis, 687 nucleotides long. RefSeq lists its product as uncharacterized. The transcript is spliced from 2 exons. Gene Ontology annotation, molecular function: RNA binding. Gene Ontology annotation, biological process: mRNA splicing, via spliceosome. The record is from RefSeq and is a predicted model, not a curated record. Bases 1 to 687 code for a protein of 228 amino acids. Lineage: Eukaryota; Heterolobosea; Eutetramitea; Acrasida; Naegleriidae. Gene Ontology annotation, cellular component: catalytic step 2 spliceosome; U2 snRNP; precatalytic spliceosome.